ACCCUUUUCCCCAUUUGAUCGGUAUCUCGCCUUGGCCCGUGUUUGCGCUGUGAGUCGGUGUUUGCUCGUAGCUUCGACCUUUGUCCCCGCGUCCACCCGCAGCGCCACAGGUCACACGGCCACGCGAUCCCAACAAUGGAGCAGGAGGGCCGUGCAGUGCUUGUUUGUGCGCAGUCACGCUAGAUCGUCUCGACAGAGCAGCAGGGCUGGGUUACCUCGAGUUUCCCUCGGGGACCAGGCAGAUAUGGGGGUCGCUGACGACGAAAAACUUUCUCUGCUGAAACAUGGCGACAAACAUGACGGCAAAGACUAUAUGACUGCAGACAAGUGUAGAAGAAAGUCAGAAGAUGAAGUGUCUCACAAAUCGGGUGUCUGGGGUCUGUUCCGGUACGCCAGCAAGUGCGACGUGGCGCUCAUGUCGGUGGGACUGUUGUUCGCGGUGCUGCACGGCGCCAGCUUCCCCGUGCUCGCCAUGGUGUUCGGGCGCAUGACCAACACCUUCAUCGUGCAGGCCACGCAGGGGUUUCGUUCCAACUUCACAUCGGAAGACGUCGAUGUUACAGAAUCUUCCACAAUAGAUAGCAUAAACAACUCUGGCACAUCAACACUCAACUGGACCUCCCCGUUUAAUUCCUCUUCUGAAUCUGGUUCUUCGCCUUGGAUGAGCGAUAAGUUGUCUCCAGAAGAGUUCAGAAUAUACAUGUCCCAGUUUUCGCUCUAUUACCUGUUCAUUGGAGUCGGAGUCUUAUGCGCAGCGUUCGUUCAGACAUUGUGUUGGGAAAUUGCGUGUGAACGACAGGUCUACCGACUACGGCAGAUAUUCUUUGCGCAGAUGUUGCGACAAGACAUCAGCUGGUAUGACAAGAAUCAGAGUGGAGACUUGACAAUAAAGCUGUCAGAUGACCUGGAGCGCAUCAGGGAAGGCAUCGGAGCCAAGUUCAGCAUGGUGCUGCAGUACGUCGCGACGUUCGUUUCCGGCCUCGUGGUCGGCCUGAUAGCCAACUGGCUGCUCACGUUGGUCAUCCUGGCCGUCGCGCCCGUGCUCAUCGGGACUUCGGCGUACAUGGCCAAGAUCGCAGCCUCUUCGGCCGCCAGGGAGCAGCUGAAGUACUCCAUAGCCGGCGGCAUCGCGGAGGAAGUGCUCUGCAGCAUCCGAACUGUGGCAGCUUUCGGCGGGCAGGAUAGGGAGACACUGAGGUACAAAGAAGCUCUUGAGAAAGGUCUGUGGCUGGCCAUGAAGAAGUAUUACGUUCUCUCAGUGGGGAUUGGCGGAGUGUUCUUCGUGACGUACGGGGCGUAUGGUCUGGCAUUCUGGUACGGAGCUGAGCUGGUCGGGAACGGCACCAGCACGCCUGGAAGUGUUUUCACGGUCUUCUUCAGCGUGAUGUCUGGUGCCUUCUCAUUGGGCAACGCUCUGCCGUUCGUGAACGCCGUGAGCACCGCCGUCGGUGCGGCAUCCACGAUCUUCGACAUAAUAGACCGCGUUCCCGACAUAGACGCCUUCUCGGAGCAGGGGAAGAAACUGGACAAAGUCAAAGGCAGCAUCGAGUUCAAGAAUGUGUUUUUCGCGUACCCUGCUCGCCAGAGUGUUGAGGUGCUGAAAGACUUCAACCUGAGCAUCUCGUCGGGGAAGACGGUGGCGCUGGUGGGCUCCAGCGGGGCGGGCAAGAGCACGGUCGGCAGCCUGCUGCUGAGGUUCUACGACCCGACCAAGGGACAGGUGCUGCUGGACGGAGUGGACAUAAAGGACCUGAACCUGAGCUGGUUGCGGGCUCAGAUCGGGGUGGUGUCCCAGGAGCCAUGCCUGUUCGGCGUGUCCAUCCUCGAGAACAUCCGCUACGGCCACAGCGACGUCUCCAUGCAGGACGUGGUCAACGCAGCGAUGAUGGCCAACGCCCACGGCUUCAUCUCCUCCUUGCCAAUGGGCUACGACACGCUGGUCGGCGACAGAGGGGCCCAGCUGUCCGGGGGCCAGAAGCAGCGCGUGGCCAUAGCGCGCGCCCUGGUGAGGGACCCCAGGAUCCUGCUGCUGGACGAGGCGACCUCCGCUCUGGACGCGCACAGCGAGGGCGUGGUGCAGGAGGCACUCGACAAGGCCAUGCAGGGCCGCACCACCGUCAUCAUCGCCCACCGCCUGUCCACCGUCCGCGGCGCCGACGUCAUCUACGCCCUCAAGAAUGGUUUGGUGUUGGAAUGGGGUACACACACGGAGUUGAUGGCAAAAAAUGGACUGUACCAUGAUCUUGUGACUACUCAGACAUCCGGUGACGAUGGAGAAGUCAUCUGCAGUGGCGACCAUACCGGGCCGGAGCUGCAGCGACAGCUCAGCAGCUGCUCGAGCCAUGGACCGAGGCAGAGGCGGCGGGAGCAUCGAUCCCUGUCCCUCUCCAUGGCCUCCCUGCAGGACCCAGAGCUGGAGCACCUGGCCCAAGCCGUCGAGGAGAGCAAGCCAGAAGAUAUAGGCUUUCUGCGCAUUUUCCUCUUCAAUGCUCCUGAGUGGUUGUGGCUGGUUGGAGGGUUCAUCGGCUGCAUGUGCACGGGGGCCAUCAUGCCCGUGUUCGCCUUCUUCUACGGAGAGGUGUUCGCUACGUUCACGCUGACGGGGGAGGAGCUGAGGAGCACGGCCCUGUUCUGGACGCUGAUGUUUGUGGUGCUGGCGGUGUGCUCGGGCGUCAGCUACUGGCUGCAGGUGGUCUGCAUGGCCACGGCCGCGGAGAAGAUGGUGCUGAGGCUGCGGCUGUGCGCCUUCGCCAACAUCAUCCGUCAGCCGGUCGGCUGGUUCGACCUGGAGACCAGCUCAGCGGGCAGGCUCAUCACGCGACUGGCUCGGGACGCUCCCCUCGUCAAGGCGGCCGCCGGCUUGCGUGCCGGCCAGGUGCUGGGGGCCUUCGUGACCCUGCUUGCCGCGAUGCUCAUAGCGUUCCUGUACGGCUGGAAGCUGGCCUUGCUGCUGACCAUAGCCGUGCCUGUCAUAGCUGGGGCCAGCUACCAGCAGAUGCUCAUCAUCAGACGCAACCAGCGGAGGGAUGCCGAGCUGAUGGACGAGGCGGGGAGGGUUGCCUCGGAGAGCGUUCAAAACAUCCGAACGGUGCAAUCCCUCGGCAAGGAACUACUGUUUUGCGAACUCUACUUGGACAGUCUGAUAGCACCGUACUUGGAAGCAAAAAAGCAAGCGUUUGUAUACGCCUUGGUGUUUGCCUUCUCACAAGCUGUCAUAUACGUCAUGUAUGCCGGAGCGUUUAGGUUCGCAGCGUACCUCAUCGAGAACGGCGACAUGGAGACUACAAAUGUGUACAGGGUGUUCUUCGCUCUGGCGUUCUGCGCCGCCUCGGUGGGACAGGCGUCCGCUUACCUGCAGGACUACACCAAGGCGAAGCUCGCCGCGGGCUUGCUGUUCCAGCUGAUAGACCGCAAGUCCGAGAUAAGCACAGACGAGACGACCGGUAGCAAACCAGAGAUCGCCGGGAAGGUGAGGUUCGAGGACGUCCGCUUCAGGUACCCCAGCCGCCCCGACGUGGAGGUCCUCCGGGGCCUCAGCUUCGCCCUGGAGCCGGGCCACACCCUGGCGCUGGUGGGGGCGUCGGGCUGCGGCAAGAGCACGGUCGUCGCGCUGCUGGAGCGGUUCUACGACCCCACCGGCGGGGCCGUGUACGUGGAUGACCACGACAUACGGACACUCAACCUGCCGCAUCUGAGGAACCACAUCGGCCUGGUGACGCAAGAGCCCGUCCUGUUCGACUGCUCCAUCAGGGAUAACAUAGCGUACGGCGCGACCGAUCCGAACGUCAAGUUCGCGGACAUAAUGGCCGCUGCUCGUGAGGCCAACAUCCAUGACUUCAUCGUCAACCUCCCGGAGGGAUACGACACGAUGGUGGGGGAACGAGGCACCCAGCUGUCGGGAGGCCAGAAGCAGCGGGUGGCCAUAGCCCGGGCCCUGGUCAGGAACCCCAGGAUACUGCUGUUGGACGAGGCCACAUCAGCCCUGGACACGGAGAGUGAGAAGGUGGUGCAAGAGGCCCUGGACCGCGCGCGCAAGGGCCGAACGUGCAUCGUGAUAGCGCACCGGCUGUCGACCAUCCACAACGCGGACACGAUAGCCGUGGUCCACCGCGGCCGCGUCGCGGAGCUGGGCACUCACGACGAGCUGAGGGCUCGUCGGGGCCGCUACCAUCAGCUCAUCAGGAGGCAGCAGCUGUGACGCGUCCCCCGCGUCUCGUCACGCUUCCGCCUUUCCGGCUCGCGAGUGCUCGCUCUCGGUUCCGUCAGCUGUACUUGUCGCCUCACGAGAGUGCACGUGAACUGGACGAACCAGCGAGUCAUUGGCAUCCUCCACGCUUGGGGCGGCGAAUCCCGAAUGGAUCCUCGGAAGACGGCUCGCGAGCUCCGUGGACGGGAAAAAGUUUUGUGGAGAAGGCAUUCCGGUAAAGCCGCGUCAUUUUGUUACCGAAGUCGAAGAUGGAUGCCACACGUCCCUUCUGUGUGAAAAUUGCAGGUCCACAAUUGAAGCAAGCGAGUCGCUAUCUGGUUUCAUACGCUCGGCCGUUAUGAAUAAAUAAAAAUGUCGCCUUACAUGAUCUCCCCCCGACAUAGCCACUGUGAAAUAUAUAGUGGUUGCAUAGUGAGAAUAUUGCUUUAUCUGAAUUUGGUGUGGUGUUUUUUAUAGAAUGUUUGUUUGUCCUGUACACAGAUAACUUUGUAAUCCUUAGAAUUGCACAUCUCUCAAAUAAAUAACAUUUAUAAACAUAUUUUUUUCCAGAGUGUAAAUUUACGUUUGCAGCAUUUUGCGUGAAAUCUAACUUCCAUGAUACGGACAUGUGAUUUUCGUACACAAAAAAAUGAUUGCAGAAGAAAACCAAUCAUUGGACUUUGUACUUAAUUCUGCAAAUCUUUUUUAUUCCCUAUUCCUCUAUUCCGAGCUAACAUCUGUUUAUCGUGGGAAGUCACAGGAAGUGGUAUUACAGUUAAAAAAUGUGCCUCAUCCAUUACAAUUAAUACAGUAAGUAAUACGUAACAAUUAAUGCAGAAAGUUUUUUUUGCAAAAGUUUUGAAGUUAAAUGCAAAUUUAAAUAUUGUUUUGAAGUUUUACUGCCGUCGUAAAAGAUUAUUUAAAGUUAAUAUUCAUCUUGUUUCUUGAAUUUUGUUACCGAUUAUAUAAUGUUAGAUUUUGCAUAUGCAUUUGUGUUGCUUCAUACAAUUUUUCAGAAAUACUUUUUUAAUACAACUUUUUAUUUUAUGUUAAUAAUUAUAAUCAAAUUGUGUGUAAAGCUGCAUUUGUGUCCAUUAGUGUCGUUUAAUAUUUUACUUUAUUAAUGAUUUAUAUUUUCCAUUAUUUAUAGAGCAUUUAGAAAUAUAAAAAAAAGGGUGUUUUGAGUGUUGAAGCAUUGUCUGUAAAUGUUAUUUUUUUAUCAACAUGUAUGAAGUCAAAACUAUUUAUCAGUGUUGAUAUUUUGUGAAGUUUUUUUUAUAAAACUGCAAGUUUGUGUGAAAUGUAUUCGUACUGCCUUAAUUACAGAAUAUAUUUUGUUAAGUGUUUAUUUAAUUGCUUU
This is a messenger RNA of Bacillus rossius redtenbacheri, 5546 nucleotides long. RefSeq names its product ATP-dependent translocase ABCB1-like. Bases 245 to 4198 code for a protein of 1317 amino acids. Gene Ontology annotation, molecular function: ATP hydrolysis activity; ATP binding; ABC-type transporter activity. The record is from RefSeq and is a predicted model, not a curated record. Lineage: Eukaryota; Metazoa; Arthropoda; Insecta; Phasmatodea; Bacillidae. The transcript has 25 exons. Gene Ontology annotation, biological process: transmembrane transport. Gene Ontology annotation, cellular component: membrane.